GAGCGAAUACUUUCAAUUUAUUAGUUAAGAUGGCGGUAUAUAUGACAAUUCCAUUGGAAAACCGCAAAGGGAGAUGCACCCACAGGGUCUAGACUAUAACUGCUCGACGAGAAAUAGACUAAUCGUGCCGAGCUGUGUCGAUACCUUCGUUCUACAUGUAUGAGGAUAUACCGUAAUUGUUUGAUUAGUCGCGUAGAUAUACAUAACCAGGAAGCUAUAGCCGUAUCUUUAGCAGAGGCCGCUAGUAGACUUACCUCCUCGGUUGGAGCAAAAGGUACCGUUGUGAUCCACCGUGUGGGUAUAUCAAUUGGACUAACUAUAGAGAUCAAUCCUAGCUUCAUAUAUGUUAUAGAUCCAGGUUCUCAACAGGUCGUAUACCAACAAGUUCCAGACAAGUAAACUGAGGGUGUAGUGGCCUACCAACGGAACCAUGAAAAAAAAAGAAGCUGGCGGCGUAAGACCCAAGUAUCAAGCAGAAACUGAAUUGGAAUCUCAGAGAAGCAAA
Babjeviella inositovora NRRL Y-12698 is the source of this 505-nucleotide messenger RNA. RefSeq lists its product as uncharacterized. The record is from RefSeq and is a predicted model, not a curated record. The transcript has a single exon. The coding region runs from base 160 to 399 and encodes 79 amino acids. NCBI's taxonomy places the organism in Eukaryota, Fungi, Ascomycota, Pichiomycetes, Serinales.